Periconia digitata is the source of this 2831-nucleotide messenger RNA. The record is from the annotation of a GenBank genome assembly. Lineage: Eukaryota; Fungi; Ascomycota; Dothideomycetes; Pleosporales; Periconiaceae.
AUUUCUGCAUUUUCCUUCGUAAAAUUUUGCCAAUUUGAAUAUCCCAUUCCCUGUUUAUCGCAUUUCGUUUCGGGUUCAACUGUGCGGCCAUGUCCUCGUCCUCUGCGACGGCCACUACGGUCGACACGCCUGCUUCCUCGCCACCAGCCGACACAAUGUCAGACGACAGCGGUUCCAAAGGCAUGCAAGCCGAAGAAGACCGCAUGCGCGCUCAACGCGAAAAACAGGACAUUGCGCGCGAAACUAAGCUCGAGAAAGAGCGCAAGGCCGACAUUGAGAGCGGGAAAGAGGUUCUGGACAAAAAGUUCCAGCAGCUAGAGUUUCUCAUGAACAAGAGCAAGCUUUAUGCCAAUGUCAUGCUCGCGCAGAUGCAGCGCCAGGAGGAAGUUGAGAAGGAGCAGAAUGAGAAGACGCACGGUCAGGCUUCAAAGCGUGAGAAGGACGCCGAAAAGGCUGCAGCCGAGACGCAGAGGCGCGCAACAAGGGCGUCUGCUACCACUGCUCCCGCCGAUGUGCGGAGUACCAUCUCGCAGAAGAAAGGUCGGGGGCGACCGAAGAAGGGAACGAAGCCUGAUAACAAGAUCUCGAGUUAUUUCAAGCGGGAGCAGUUGGAAGAGAAAGCCGGCGAAUCGAGCUUAUCCGAGGCGAUAGAGGAGGAUACAAAACAAGAUGAUAAAAUCAAGACGGGCGAGAUAGGCAUGCAAGACUUGAGAUCUGCGCGGCAACCGAAGCUUGUGACGGGCGGUAACAUGCGAUCAUACCAGCUGGAAGGCCUAGAAUGGCUGCUGUCGCUUUACGAGAAUGGAAUCAACGGCAUCCUGGCCGAUGAGAUGGGCUUGGGUAAAACCAUCCAGACAAUCGCACUUCUGGCACAUCUGUGGGAGAAGAAAUCGUACGGUCCCUUCUUGAUUGCAGCGCCGCUGAGCACAACGAGCAACUGGGUAGAGGAGUUUCAGAAAUGGUGCCCGACCAUUCCUGUCGUGUUAUAUCACGGCGACAAGACCCAGCGCGCGGAAAUUAGGAAACAAAGGCUCAAAAAUCCGGGCACUGAUGAGUUCCCCGUGGUGGUGACGAGCUACGAAAUUUGUAUGAAUGAUCGCAAAUUCUUGGCGAAUUUUGGCUGGCAAUUUAUCAUCAUCGACGAAGGCCAUCGUAUCAAGAAUCUCGAUUGUCGUCUUAUUCGCGAGCUGCAAUCGUACCAGUCAGCCAACCGAUUGCUCAUCACGGGUACCCCGCUGCAGAAUAACCUUGUAGAGCUGUGGUCUUUGCUCCACUUCCUAUUGCCGACCGUGUUCGACAAGCUGUCUACUUUUGAAAGUUGGUUUGACUUCUCGGGGUUGAAAGAUAAGGCGAGUUUUGAGCAAUUGCUAUCGGAAGAGCGACAACAAUACCUCGUCAAGUCGCUACACGCCAUUAUGAAGCCGUUCCUUCUACGAAGAGUAAAGAUGGACGUUGAGAAUCUGAUGCCGAAGAAGAGGGAAUACGUGCUAUAUGCGCCUCUCACACCCAUGCAGCGAGGCUUAUACCAGGCUAUUCUGGAUGGCACGAGCCGCUCGUAUCUUGAAGAGAAGAUGGUGGAGCGACUUAGUAUCGGCACAACCAGCGGCACAGCUACUCCAUCAAGCACACGCAGCAGCAACGGCAGCCGCAAGCGGAAAACGCUCACAGGUUCUGAUACCCCAAAUAAGAGUGCAAGAACCUCUCGGGAAGCCACUCCCAGACGUGGGCGUGGACGACCGAAGACAAACUAUGAAGAAGUGAGCGAUCGCGAAUUCUUCGCUAAUCUCGAAAAGCAAGGAGAGGCACAGCGAACCGAGGAACAGGAUGACGAAGAGCUCGACUCUGAAGCCGAAGAAGAAAAAGUUCGCGCUGCGACCUACGAAAUCGCAAAGCGACAACUCCUCCAAAAGAAACUAGGAAACCCCAUCAUGCAGCUCCGGCUAUGCUGCAACUCCCCUUACAACUUCUUCAACCCCUUCCUUACUGCCUCGACAUCCGACUCCGAAAUCUUCGCAUCCGAAACCGACCCCGACGAAACCGUCGUCACCACCUCUGGCAAAAUGCUCCUUCUCGACUCUCUCCUCCCAGAACUCUUAUCCCGCGGCCACAAAGUCCUCAUCUUCUCCCAAUUCACAACGACCCUCGAUCUCCUCAGCCAAUACCUCACCCUCCGCGACUGGCCUCACGCCCGUAUCGACGGCUCCAUCGCACAGACCGACCGGCACGCGCAAAUCCGCGCCUUCAACGCCCCACCCUCCUCAUCCUCGUCCAAGAAAUCCCAGCCAACAAACGUCUUCAUCCUCUCGACGCGCGCCGGCGGCCAAGGCAUCAACCUCGCCGCCGCAGACACAGUCAUCCUCUUCGAUUCGGACUGGAACCCGCAGCAGGAUCUCCAAGCCAUGGACCGCGCCCAUCGCAUCGGCCAAACCCGCAACGUCAUCGUCUACCGCUUCGCAACCCGCAACACGGUCGAGCAGAAACUCCUCGAAUCGGCCGAAGCAAAACGCCGCCUGGAAAAACUCGUCAUCCGCAAAGGCGGCGUCGGGUCGACCAACAGCAGCAGUAAAUCGGGCAGAGCGCUCACGGACAAAGAGCACGAGCUCGACGAGCUGCAGCGCUUGCUGAGGCGCGAGGAUGGCGAGAAGUUUGAUGUCGGCGAUGGUGGUGGGGUUAACCUGCUUGGUCCUGAUGAGCUGGAGAUUUUGCUCGAUCGCUCCAAUGAUGCUUAUGAGAGGGCUGAGAAGGGGUUGGAUCGUGGUGGGGAAGGGGGCGUGUUUCAGGCUGUGGGGAAGAGGGAAGAAGGCGCGUUGAUGAGUGGGUUGAAGGCUUGA